AUGGAUAAAGAAAAAAGCCCGCCAGAUACGAAAUCUGAACGCGCUAAACCUGUUGAAACGCUUGUUUUGGCAAAUUAUGCCGCAAAAGCUGAACAAAAACGCGCAAACGGCGAAAUAGGCAGCGGCCGUAAAGAGGAUGAGCGCAUAACCAGUGCGGUUAUGAAAGUGUUGGAAGGAUACGAUUGGAAUUUGGUACAAGCAUCCGCUAAAGUUCCUUCAGAUCGUAAAAAGGAUCAUAUAAAAAGGCCAAUGAAUGCUUUUAUGGUUUGGGCACAAGCAGCACGACGUGUUAUGUCAAAACAAUAUCCUCACCUACAAAACUCGGAACUUAGUAAAUCAUUAGGAAAGUUGUGGAAAAACUUAAAGGAUUCGGAUAAAAAACCUUUUAUGGAAUUUGCUGAAAAAUUGCGCAUGACACAUAAGCAAGAGCAUCCAGACUAUAAGUACCAGCCGCGUAGGAAAAAAGCGCGUACCCUGUCAGCAAAUGCUGUGCAAUGUGGGGAAGUAAUGCUACAAGGACAAACACUCGCAAAAACUGCACCAGCAAUGCCAAUUACGAACAACAAUAACCGAAUUACGGAUAAUAAGAAUUGCAGUGCCAUUAGUCGUAAAGCGUCAAAUACAAACACAGCAAUGAAUCGUCUAAAUGGCAAACUUUUAAGGCAACAGCAACCGCAGCAACAGCAGGACCCAGGAAAACUAAGUGGCAAAGCAGCAACACUGAAUAUGUACAAUAAUAGUAGCAACAACAGCAAUAGCAAUGGCAACAAUAUUGGUAUUGGCAGUGAUAGUCUGCACAAUAUAACCAGCGCGAGUGACAUACUCAAUAAUGAAACUUUCAUGAAAACACUCAACAGUGCCUGUGCAGCAAGUUUACUAACCCAUAAUUUGCAUACAACGGGCAGUUUAGAUGUUGAUCAGGCAGACUAUGGACAGCGCCGCUAUGAAUAUGCGCGACAAAUGGAUUCACCUUGCUCCACUACAAGUUCACUGCAGUCUACAGGUGCAAGCGGCGCAGACGGACAACCACUAACGCCACCCGCUACACCCUACACACAGGGCAGUUCAACAAGCAGCCUGCUAAGUGCCAGUUUGACAGGGAAGCGCACACCUACACAAUUGAUGACAAGUCAACAAAACUUACUGCUGCGUCAAUUAAGUGAGGCUAAUACUGAAUACGGAGUUGUACUCGAGUCGGGACGCGAUUUUACAACAUUGGAUGAAAACCAUUCCUACAACAAUCCAACUACAUCUAACAUUGAACUAAAUGAGUUUCAGCGCACAUCAACGGAUUUAUUAGUUUCUUCCGAAAUGUUAUAUCCAACACAAACUUAUCAAAUAGGUCCAAUGAGUAGUCGUGCAUAUGCCGACCAACACUCACCUACGUCUGUGUACCAACAGUAUGGGAACUAUCAGUCAACUAUUACCACGUAUCAAAAUUAUAAUGGCAACGAAACGCCACACUCCACUGGAGCAUUAAAUUAUUUACAAUCUUCUAUUGACAGGUCACCGAUACACAAUUAUAUGGCGCCCAUUUCAGCGAAUAACAAUGCGGCAGUUUUAAAUGGAGUUAACGCUGGCGACAUUGAUCCCAAGGAAAUCGACCAAUACCUAAUGGAUCAAAUGCUGCCAAUGGCGCAUAACAAUCAACUAUCAGCACAACAGCAGCAACCACACUCUCCGACUCUGACAACAAAAAUACAACACUUAACAGCAACAACAACAGCAUUAGCAGCAACAGCCUCAGUUGCAGCAACACGAAAUGCUACCACAUGUGGCACAACAACAAGUUCAAUUUUGCAUAGCAAUUCCGUGAAAUCCCCAAAUCAAAUGAUAUAUAAAUCGCAACAGCAUAUGUUAGAGUUGCAACCUGUUGCCAAUUUAAUACCACUAGAAGCAGCAACAGCCUCCACUACUAACAGUAUGACUGCUGCGACCUCAGCAAAUACAUUUAAUGUCAGCGAGAAUGGCAGAGGCACACAAAUCCCACCAUCAACGACAGCACCAACAACAGCAACAACGUGCAAUAGCAGCAAUUGCUUUUACGAUGCCCAUUCAACGAAUGUGCUGCCAUCCUAUCAGCAUUAUACGCAACAUCAGCAACAACAACAUGUGGAUCAGCAGCAACAGCAGCAACAGGCGCAGCAGCAGCAGCAGCAGCAUCAACAUAGCCACCAUCCACAUCAACUCUGGGGCAGUUACGCCAAUCCCUAAGCUCCUUAAUUUUCCUGUUAUUCUUUAUGAUUGGAUUCUAAUUUUUAUUGCAGAAUUUGUUUGCGCAAUCUUGACAAAAUCUAUGCCGCUUUCGAGGAUUAAAGAUAUUACGUACAUUUCUUCAAUUUUAUUUCGAUUCCUAGUUUUCCGUACAUUGUCAAGUUACGCCUUGGCAUUGCGGAAAGAUUUUGUACAACAUUUGGUGAAAAUACAAUUUGUAAGCGCCUUGAUUAAAUGGGCUUUAAUGGUAAUUUACAAGUCUAAAAGAGGAAGAAAAAAAUUUA
Teleopsis dalmanni is the source of this 2498-nucleotide messenger RNA. It is a transcript of the gene Sox100B, whose product is annotated as transcription factor Sox-8. NCBI's taxonomy places the organism in Eukaryota, Metazoa, Arthropoda, Insecta, Diptera, Diopsidae. Bases 1 to 2214 code for a protein of 737 amino acids. The record is from RefSeq and is a predicted model, not a curated record. Gene Ontology annotation, biological process: regulation of transcription by RNA polymerase II. The transcript has 3 exons. Gene Ontology annotation, molecular function: RNA polymerase II cis-regulatory region sequence-specific DNA binding; DNA-binding transcription factor activity, RNA polymerase II-specific. Gene Ontology annotation, cellular component: nucleus.